UCCUCCUCCUCCUCCUCAGCGGCGUCGCUCCUCCUCGCCACAAAAUGGCGGCCGGGGCCUUCGGCGGCGGCGGCGGAGGAGGAGCGGGAGCGGGCCUCAACUUCUCCUCGGCGCCUCCGCCGCCUCAGGCCAACAGCGGGGCCCCUCCGCCUCCUGCCCCGUUAUUAUCCUCCCCUCCGCCUCCGCCUCCUCCGCCGCCUUGCUCCAACCUCGCGGGGCCUACGCACAACCACCACGCCGCCGCCGCCGCCGGGGCCGGAGGCAACCCUCUCCUGCCCUUGGCCGACGCCACCAACGCCCCCCCCGGCCCUUGUCCCUUCUUCUUCUCCUUCCCCGGCGUCUUCUCCGUCCGGCCCGGUGCCUCCUGCUCCUCCGUCGGCGUCGGCCUUGGCGCUGGGGCGGGAGCCUUCGUACAACUGGCAGGCGACGAAGCCGACGGUGCAGGAGCGCUUCGCCUUCCUCUUCAACAACGAGGUCCUCAGCGACGUCCACUUCGUCGUCGGAGGACACAAGGGACGCCCCGGGGGACACCCGGUCCCCGCUCACAGGUUUGUGCUGGCGGUGGGCAGUGCGGUAUUCGAUGCAAUGUUCAACGGUGGGAUGGCGACAACGUCCACAGAGAUAGAGCUCCCUGACGUGGAACCGGCCGCUUUCUUAGCUUUGCUGAAGUUUCUCUAUUCAGAUGAAGUUCAGAUUGGGCCAGAGACUGUCAUGACGACUCUUUACACAGCAAAGAAGUAUGCAGUUCCUGCUCUGGAAGCACACUGCGUGGAGUUCCUGAAGAAAAACCUGAGAGCAGAUAACGCUUUCAUGCUUCUAACACAGGCAAGACUUUUUGAUGAGCCCCAGCUGGCAAGCCUUUGCCUGGAAAACAUAGAUAAGAACACGUCCGACGCCAUCAAUGCCGAAGGCUUCACAGAUAUUGAUCUGGACACUCUGGUGGCUGUCCUGGAACGGGACACUCUGGGCAUCCGCGAAGUGCGCCUCUUCAACGCUGUGGUCCGGUGGUCAGAGGCCGAAUGCCAGAGGCAGCAGUUGCAAGUGGUUCCUGAGAAUAAGCGGAAGGCCCUUGGCAAAGCCCUCUCACUCAUCCGCUUCCCCUUGAUGACAAUUGAGGAGUUUGCUGCAGGUCCGGCUCAGUCGGGGAUCCUCACAGACCGUGAAGUCGUCAGCCUCUUCCUCCACUUUACUGUCAACCCCAAGCCCCGGGUGGAGUUCAUUGACCGCCCCCGCUGUUGCCUGAGGGGGAAAGAAUGCAGCAUUAACCGUUUCCAGCAGGUGGAGAGCCGCUGGGGCUACAGCGGGACCAGUGACCGGAUCAGGUUCUCAGUCAACAAGAGGAUAUUCAUUGUUGGAUUUGGGCUGUACGGAUCCAUCCAUGGCCCAACGGAUUAUCAAGUAAAUAUACAGAUCAUUCACACAGACAGCAACACAAUCCUGGGCCAGAAUGACACAGGCUUUAGCUGCGACGGCUCUUCCAACACGUUCCGGGUGAUGUUUAAGGAACCUGUGGAGAUCCUGCCAACCGUCAGCUACACUGCUUGUGCGACUUUGAAGGGCCCCGAUUCUCACUAUGGAACCAAAGGCCUACGCAAAGUCAUCCACGAGUCGCCGACAACUGGGACCAAGACCUGUUUUACUUUCUGUUACGCAGCUGGCAACAACAACGGCACCUCUGUGGAGGAUGGGCAGAUCCCUGAGAUAAUCUUCUACACAUAAGUGGGGGGCACCACUGGGAACUUGCCAUCAGGUGGACGGACAGGCCACCCCGCUGCAGCUUCUCCUCCCGCCUCCUUCAUGUGCCCUCCCAAGCUGAACAUCGCUGGCUUGCGUUCUGCCCUGCCCCAUGGGAGGGCUGUUAGCCAGAGGACUUCAGGCUGGACGAACAGUCCGAGAUCGCAUUUGCUGUGUGUGGCCGACGCUGCCCAGCCUGCCUUCAGGUUAGCCUGGGCAGCUUCUCGCCUCUUCCGCUGGUUCCAGUGGUCUGGCCUGGUGGUCCUUUCAUUGCACUGAAUGUAGCUGCUUUUACGUCUGGCUGUUCUAGUGGUGGUGGCGGCGGUUGGGGUUGUGUGUAAGCCGCUUUCCCGAUAGGAGUCUUUUUCCACCAAAGAGAACCUCUCCCCCACUGCUGACUGUCAGGUUGGAGGCUGAACAGGGAGAGAUGGAGGCCUAAGAUGCUAAGUCUGGUCUAGGUGUUAGCUAAGGCUUUGACUCCCUUUCUGUGUGUGCUCUGGCAGGGAAAAGUUGUACUUUUGAAAGUAAAUCUGUUUUCUCCCUGCUGUUGAGGGUAGAUUCUUUGCAUGAUAAAAGCAGCGUUUGACGACAAUCCUGAACACUGAGGGGAUGGCAGCAUGGAGUAAAGGUGAAACCUCUCCACCCAGCUAGUUUCCAAGAGCCUACCUACUGCUUAGCCCCAAAGGUUUUGCUGCCUUGCUGUUGGGUGGGAUUUCAUGGGUGCUCCGAAGCAGGGGGACCAUUUCUUGUGAGGAGGCUGCCUCCUAUUUGCCAAGAGGUGACUGACUCUUAGACAUGCAGACUCAAUUGUUGUGGGUAGGAGAAAUAUCUGAAGACCCUGGACUGAUUCUCAGUACAUUUCUGCUGCUGCUAAUAUAGUGCAACUUAACAAUGCAUUUUACUCUUCCACUGUUCCCCCCCCCUGCCCCCCCCCCACACCCUCGUUGUCAUUAACAAGGCAAAUGCUGUGAGUUGUUGAUUGUUUGGUGGGCAGUGAUUGUUGUUGUUCUUGUUGUUUCAAACCAUGAAUAAAUUCCCUGGGCUGUAAAGCGUAAAGGCCGAACUCCCAAAUGGAGCAGUUUUAAAAAGCA
Molecule: messenger RNA, 2825 nt
Organism: Sceloporus undulatus (fence lizard)
Lineage: Eukaryota; Metazoa; Chordata; Lepidosauria; Squamata; Phrynosomatidae
Gene: BTBD2
Product: BTB domain containing 2
Exons: 9
Coding region: 586-1719 (377 amino acids)
Biological process (GO): neurogenesis
Cellular component (GO): P-body; cytosol
Molecular function (GO): protein binding
Source: RefSeq, a predicted model, not a curated record